Cyprinodon variegatus (sheepshead minnow) is the source of this 3190-nucleotide messenger RNA. It is a transcript of the gene pou4f2, whose product is annotated as POU class 4 homeobox 2. The record is from RefSeq and is a predicted model, not a curated record. Gene Ontology annotation, molecular function: RNA polymerase II cis-regulatory region sequence-specific DNA binding; DNA-binding transcription factor activity, RNA polymerase II-specific. The transcript has 2 exons. Gene Ontology annotation, biological process: regulation of transcription by RNA polymerase II. NCBI's taxonomy places the organism in Eukaryota, Metazoa, Chordata, Actinopteri, Cyprinodontiformes, Cyprinodontidae. Bases 592 to 1749 code for a protein of 385 amino acids.
CCUUCGCCUCAGAGCGCAGCCAGUUUGGGUCCCCGCAGCAUUCAACCGAGUCGAAGAGGUACAGUCACCAAGACCUUCCGCAGUUUUCCACACGGAUUUUUUUUUAAAAACUAAAAUUACCGAUAAAGAGCAAGAAUAGCGACUUCUAACUGCAAAUAUUUUGGAAAUCCCGAAGAGAAACUUUUGAUUUGCAGUUUUUUUUUUUGGCAUCUGUGAGGAGCAGCUGUUUUUUUUUUACUUGUUUUUUUUUAUGUUUAAAAAAAAAUCACAAAAAAAAAAGAACCAAAACAAAAAUAAUAUUUGCCAAAAACAACCUGUCGGAGAUUGAUGGAGAAAGGCUGUUAUUUUUGAAGAUCGCGCCACAUGUCCAGAAAGGAAGGGGCUUCAGCUGCAGCGCUCCACUCAGCAGAAAUAAAUGUGACUCGGUGUCGGAACGCUUGUUUUUUGCCUGAACGUUUUUUUUUUUUUUUUUUUUUUAACUCUACAGCGACUUGAGACUCCUGCCAAGCUAUUGGACUUGAACUCCGAGCCGAGGAGGCGGAGUCUUAACUUAUUAAAAAGGAACUUUCGGAGGUUCGGGCGCCAGCAAAUAUGAUGAUGAUGUCUCUGAACAGCAAGCAGGCUUUCACCAUGGCCCACACCAGCCUGCCCGAACCCAAGUACUCUCUGCACUCGUCCUCGUCCUCCACUCUGACUUCCAACGCGCCCUCGUCCUCCUGCUCGUCCUCCCGCCACAGCAGCAGCACCAUCAUCAGCAGCAGCGGCAGCAGCAGCAGCUCCGAGGUGAUGCGCAGAGCUUGUCUCCCAACCCCACCGAGCAAUAUAUUCGGAGGCUUGGAUGAGAGUUUGUUGGCCCGGGCUGAAGCUCUAGCGGCGGUGGAUAUCGUCUCGCAGACCAAGAGCCACCACCACCCUCCACAUCACAGCCCCUUCAAGCCUGACGCGACCUACCACACAAUGAACACUCUGCCCUGCACCUCCUCUUCCUCCUCAUCAUCCUCGGUGCCUAUUUCUCAUCCGUCCGCUUUGGCUGGCCACCAUCAUCACCACCAUCACCACCACCAUCACCAGCCUCACCAGGCGCUGGAGGGGGACCUGCUGGACCACAUCACCCCGGGACUCGCGCUGGGAGCCAUGGCAGGGCCGGACGGCUCGGUGGUUUCCACGCCUGCGCACCCUGCCCACAUGGCUGGCAUGAACCACAUGCACCAGGCGGCCAUCAACAUGGCUCAUGCCCACGGGCUGCCGCCGCACAUGGGCAUGAACGACGUGGACGCCGAUCCCAGGGACUUGGAAGCGUUCGCGGAGAGGUUUAAGCAGAGAAGGAUCAAACUCGGGGUCACCCAGGCGGACGUGGGGUCAGCUUUAGCCAGCCUUAAGAUUCCCGGAGUGGGCUCCCUCAGCCAGAGCACCAUCUGCCGCUUCGAGUCCCUCACCUUGUCCCACAACAACAUGAUCGCGUUGAAGCCCAUCCUGCAAGCCUGGCUGGAGGAAGCCGAGAAAUCACACAGGGAGAAACUUAACAAGCCCGAGUUGUUCAACGGCGCGGAGAAGAAGAGGAAGCGCACGUCGAUAGCCGCGCCGGAGAAGCGCUCGCUUGAGGCCUACUUCGCCAUCCAACCGCGUCCCUCCUCGGAGAAAAUCGCAGCGAUUGCUGAAAAGCUGGACCUGAAAAAGAACGUGGUGCGGGUCUGGUUCUGCAACCAGCGGCAGAAACAGAAACGAAUGAAAUACUCAGCAUGCGUCUAAAAAAAAAAAAAAAAAUUCAAAACAAGAAAAAAUAAACACACAAAAGACUUGGAACUGAUGAAAAUGAUUUGUAUUAUAUUUCCUAACUCACGCCCUCUUUUUCAAUCAUCAGACUCUUUAAAAAACGAAAAGAAAAAAAAAAACUAAAGAGGAACAAUGACUGAAAAAAGAAAAAACUCAAACACCCACCACGACUCUGUCAGAGGGAGACGAGGAGUCAAUAAGGCGUCGUUUGACGGAUCAAGUAAGAACCACUGUUUCCACUUACUAUGCCUCACCUUUUUAACGCAGCGCACUCAGAGCUGCUGCUGCGGUUUUUAUCUCUAUUCCUUUUAAACGCUGAUUGUCAUUAUUUCCCAACAUUAGCAGCAGUUUUAUUUAUUUCCACGCAGAACGAGGUUGUUUUAAUCAAAGCACUUGGUUAGUGUCGCAGAUUUUCUUCCCUUGGAGUUCAUGACAAUGCAGUCUGACAUUAAUUCAGGUCUAUGGGGGGAUUAAGCGGACAGUUGGUUCUGAGAGCUGAGAUUAGAUUACUGCCAAAUAACCUUCUGUAAAUUAUCACCAAACACUUCAUUUUCUGUCUAAACUUGUUAUUCCUUCCACUUGUUUUUAUUUCUAUAAAUCAGGGAUCUUUUCCUGGAGUUAAAGUUCUAACAUGGUUGUUUUUAAGGCCUCGUGGCUAAAAGAGAAACAUCUCUGCAGAAUAUUGUAAUAAAAGACUAAAAUAUAUUUUCAAUUUAGUGGCCAUGUUUCAUUUCCCCUCCAGCGUGGGCCGGCUGUCUUAUGAACUAUUUAUUGAGUGAGGUCAUGUUUACUUCAUUAUAUAUUUAUUGGGAAUCCCCCCCACCCCAAACACACACACACACACCUCCUUGUUUAGCUUGAGAAAAAUCUAAUUCUGACAGCAGCUCAGCUUGUUGUUGUGCUUUAAAGGGAAGAGAUGGAGUUUAAAAAGAAAAUAACAGUCUCAGAUUUGACGAUUUUUUUUAAGAUGGCACAAUCGAUAUAUAUAUGAGAUUAAAUUAUCCUUUAAAUUAUUAUUUUAUGUAUGUCUUUAUUUCAAUUUCCCUGCUGUUUAUUUGUAUAAAUAUGCGCGCGUCAUGAUGGAAUCGUUGCUUGUUAAAAGAAUCACCAUGUUUUAAUGUUUUAUUUUUUUCCUUGAAGAGAAAAAGAAACUGCUUCAUGUAAGUAUACGUGUACAAUGUAAAUAUUUUCAUUGGAAUCAGUCGAUGCACAUAAAUAUAUCCGUACAGGUUUUUGCUGUAUUGCUGUUUAGCUGAGGUAAUUUAUUUAUGUAAUGUUUUGUUUAUAAUUUUUUUUUUGUUUAUUUGUUUGUUUCCCUGGUUAAAUAUUUCUAAUUAUUUAUUUCAUUCAUGUAAUUUUAAUUUAUUAAUUAUUGAACUGCAAUAUGUGUUUCAUUAAAGAACAAAUUUUAACAUUU